Molecule: messenger RNA, 2769 nt
Organism: Eimeria necatrix
Lineage: Eukaryota; Apicomplexa; Conoidasida; Eucoccidiorida; Eimeriidae
Product: kazal-type serine protease inhibitor domain-containing protein, putative
Exons: 1
Coding region: 1-2769 (922 amino acids)
Biological process (GO): multicellular organism development; cell differentiation
Molecular function (GO): protein binding
Source: RefSeq, a predicted model, not a curated record
AUGGAGAGCAGCAGCCGUCGCCAGCUGCAGCUUCGCCCCAAAGCGCCGUCGCUCUUCCCUAUGCAGCAAACCCUAGGAGUUCCAGCAGCAGCAAGAGGGGCUCCUGCUGCAGCAGACCCCUCGAGUCUGCGUUUUAGGUGGGGAAGAGGCUUUAGGGGACCCCGCACAGACUCUCCCAGUCGGCUGCAGCAGCAGCAGCUGCAGCAGCAGCAGCUGCAGCAGCAGCAGCUGCAGCAGCAGCAGCUGCAGCAGCAGCUGCAACAGCAGCUGCAGCAGCAACGCAGCGCCUGUUCGCCGCAUCAACCUGCCAAAGGGCAUACCGCCAUUGACAUGCCGGCAGCAGCAAACGAGGGGGCGACAGCAGCAGCAGCACCAGCUGCAGCAGCAGCCACAGCUGCAGCAGCAGCUUCAACGGCCGCAGGGGCUGCAGCAAAUGCUGCAGCAGGAGCAGCAGCAAAGACAAAACAAAACAGAACACUGUGCUGCGGUGGCAGCAUGCUGAAGAUCCGCACUGCUGCCACCAGCUCAGCAGCAGCAGCCGCAGUUGCAGCAGCAGCAGCAGCAGCAGCAAAUCCAGCUGCAGCACCAACGUCAGCCUACUUAGAGCGGAUUUCUACUCGUCUCAAGACUCUCCUUUUGUUUGCUGCUGCGCUGCUGCUGCUGUCUCUGCAGUGCUUCGGCUGCGCUGCAGCAGCAGCAGCAGCAGCAGCAACUCAGGGCGCUGCAAUGCCGCAGCAGCAAAUGCUGCAGCAGACGAUAGACAGGGGGCUGCAGCAGCUGCCUCCGCUUGCAGGGCCUGGGCAGAACUUGCUUCAGCAGCAGCUGCUGCAGCAGCAACAGAUAAAUCGACGCGCGCAGCAGCAACACCAGCUGCAGCAGCAACAGCUGCUGCAGCAGCAACAGCUGCAACUCAUUAACCAGCAGCAGCAAGGCCAACGUGUCCCCGUAUCAUUGGGCCAACAAGUAGGGCAGCAAGGCGGCCCGCUGCUGCAGCAGCAGCUGCUUCAGCAGCAGCUGCAGCAGCAGCUGCAGCAGCAGCAGUUGCAGCAGCAGCUGCUACAGCAGCAGCAGCUGCAACAGCAGCUGCUGCAACAACAACAGCAGCAGGGGCUGACACCCUUUCAGCAGCAGCAAUUGGAGCAGCUCCUUCAGAAACAGCAGCAACAGCAGCUGCAGCAGCAGCAACCGCAGAUGCAGCAGCAACAGCCUUCUGGCCAGUUUGACCAGCAGCAGUGGCAGCGACUGGAACAGCAGCAACUGCUGCAGCAGCAGCAGCUGCAGCGGCUGCAGCAGCAGCAGCAGUUCCUCCAACAGCAAGCAUGGCAGCAGCAGCAGCUGCAGAUGCAGAACCAGCCCCCGUACCGGGCCGCACUCAGAGCUAUGGACACUCCUGCUGCUGCUGCUGCUGCUGCUGCUGCUGCUGCACCAGCUCCCAGCGCACCGCUAUCUCCUGCUGCAGCAAUUCUUGUUAAGAGCCUCCGAGGGGUCUUGGGAGAUCUCUCGAGCAGCAGCAGCGCGUUGUCUGUGGAGCAGCUGACAUCUUUAGUGCUGCAGCACCUGCCGCUGCAGCAGCAGCGGCAGAUAUAUUUGCAGCUGCAGCAGAUGCUGGGGCCCGAGCAGCAGCAGCAGCAGCAGCAGCAGCAGGCGGCGCCGCUGCAGCAGUUGCGGCAGGGCCAGCAGCAGCAGCCGCUGACGCCGCAAGAGGCCACAGACCUCACAAAAGCCACAGCCCUCAUGUCAGCAGCAGCAGCAGCAGCAGCAGCAGCAGCAGCAGCAGCAGAUGAAGAACUAAUAGCUGGGCAAAGCGCAGACCAGUGCCUCCCCACAGAAUGCCUCAGCAGCAUUCAAGGGGGGCCCCCAGUCUGUGGGUCUGAUGGAAUAACCUAUGAGAGCAGAUGUGCUUUGCUGCAGAAGGCCUGCAGCAGCAGCAGCAGCAGCAGCAGCAGCAGCAGGGGUGUGAAGCUUUCGGUGCAGCACGAAGGGCCUUGUUCGGGGCCGCAGCAGCCACAGCAGCAGCUGCAGCAGCAGCUACAGCAGCAGCAGCUUCAGCAGCAGCUGCAACAGCAACAGCUACAGCAGCAGCAGCUGCAGCAGCAGCAGCUCCAGCAGCAGCUGCUGCAGCAGCAGCGCCUACAGCCACAGCCGCUGCAGCAGCCACUGCAGCAGCACUUACUACCCCAGCCACAGCCGCUGCCGCAGCAGCCGUUACAGCCCCAGUUGCCGCUGCAGCAGCAGCUCCAGCCCCAGCUGCCACAGCAGCCGCUGCCACAGCAGCAGCUGCAGCAGCAGCAGCUGCAGCAGCAGCAGCUGCAGCAGCAGCAGCUACAGCAGCAGCAGCUGCAGCAGCAGGCGUUUCGCGUUCGGGGAGCCGCCCUUGCCCGUGCGACCAGCACCACGACGGCGCCCCCUGCUGCGCUGCAGGGCCCCCACCCCCAGCAGCAGCAGCAGCAGCAGCAGCAGCAGCAGCAGCAGCAGCAGCAGCAGCAGAAGCACCGCAGGUGCAGACUGGAGUGCCCCUCCGGGGGCGUGCGGGUCUGCGGCAGCGACGGGCAAACUUAUGCAAACGAAUGCGAACUAAUAGCCUAUGCUUGUCUGCAGCAGCAAGACAUAAGCCUGAAGCACAUGGGUCCUUGUCUGAAAGCAGCAGCAGCAGCAGCAGCAGCAGCAGCAGCAGCAGCAGCAGCAGCGCCUGCUGCCGACGCUGCGCCGCCCCCGGAGGCGGAGGACGCUGAGCGGGGCAGCAGCAGCAAACCCAAAAGUGCUGAGUGA